UUCAGUUUGUGAAUGGGUGAAUAAAUCCAUUUAAUCUAUUAAAACUGCUACAAUUAUUUAAAGGACAUACAUUCAUUUGGUAUUCAGUGAUUAUUUAAGAGACUUAACUCGUAUUAUUGUUUCAUCGUGAUCUUGGAAAGUGGAAUAGACACACAGGUAACUUACUUGUUCAUAUCCUAUGCAUGAAUGAAGCAUACCAGUUUAUCGACAUGGCUGAGAAAAUAAACAAAAAUGACUGCAGUAUAUGUUUAAAUUACUUUACGAAACCUAAAAUAAUCGACUGUCACCACACAUUCUGUACUUCCUGUCUAGAUGAUUAUGUCAAAAGAACAGCAAAGAAAAACCUGUUUCGUUGCCCAUUAUGUACAAGAUCCAUCAAAAUCCCGGAUGGAGGAGUAAACGAUUUUCCAGUGAAUUUUUAUAUCGAUGACAAGCCGGUGCCGGUGUCUGUUUGUCGACAACAUAAGAAAGAGAAGGAUUUAUAUUGUAAAGAUUGCAAGAUAACAUUAUGUUAUAAAUGUUUUAUUACGAGUCAUCAAGGACAUAACCUACAGAAUGUUGAAGAUGUGGAAAACGAACAUAAAUUAAUUCUGGAAGAACUGGAACAAAAGGUUCAGAUUAAAAUGGCGUUAAACAAGUCCAUCGUAGAAUCUUUGAAAAAAGAAGUUUUAACAAUCAAUCAAUUUUCGACUGCAGAAUGUGAAAAAGUUGACCAAAGGAUAGAAGCGAUGAUUCACAUUCUCAAAGAUGAAGGCAGAAAAAUAAAAUUGAAAGUACAGAAUCCUAAUUUAAAGCAAGCGCAGGUGAUGAGUGAUAUGACUAAGGACGUCGAAGAAAACACGAGACAGAUGUCGGAAUUUGGCAAACAGAUACGUGAGGUGUUAAACAGAAGUCAACUGGAAGAAAUACUGAAUACAACUCCAAAAGUGAGACAAGCCAUCAAUGAUGCUGAUAAAGAUUUUGCUGUACCCAAUUAUGAAUGUCCUCGGUUUCAAAAUGGGGUCGUUGAUGUUGAACAUUUGUCCAAACAAAUUGGUAAUGUACAUGUACCGGUGGAGAACCAAUUUGAAUGCAGUUUUGAUGUGAGUUGUCAUGAUGAAUAUAACUCAGUUUAUGGAGUCUUUGGGAAUCAGUUUCAAAAUGAGGUCGUUUAUGUUGAACAUUUGUCCAAACAAAUUGGUAAUGUACAUGUACCGGUGGAGAACCAAUUUGAAUGCAGUUUUGAAGAGAGUUGUGAUGAUGAAUAUAACUCAGUUUAUGAAGUCUUGGGGAAUCAAGAUCAAAUGUCCCAAUGUUAUACAAUUCAGGGUGUUGCCUGGGCAUUGGAUUGCGUUCUUAGGAAUAAGAAUAAUACGAGUACAGCGCUUUUUGUGGAUGACGGGUAUGUAAAACUCCAACUCAAGUCAUCGAAUGUGAAAUGCAGGGCCAGUUUCAAACUAAAAAUUAUUAAUAUCAAUGAUAGUAAAUCUUUAAUCAUUGAAGAUGACUGUAAUUUCAGAAAUAAUACUUCAUGGGCUGAUUAUAAGCAGGGAAACUACAAGAAACAAGCUCGAUCAGGGUUUGGUUUCUAUGGAUCGAUGCAAGACUACGCUAACAGAAAAAAAGUUCGAGCUAAAUCUUGUGUAUCGAUGGCCGAUUCAUAUGUAUGGGAUCAACUAAGCUCAGAUUACAUACUGAACCCUAGAAAUGGUUUUAUUGAUAUUAAUAAACAAAUCACAAUACAGGUUGUGUUUUCAUCUAUUGAUUGUGAAGAUUAGUACCAUAUUAAUAUUCAAUGAUUGUAACUAUACUAUGUAAGAACUGUAUUUUUAGUCGGUUAAAUGUGGUGUUACAGUGGGGACAAUUAAGUAUGUUAAGAUAAUUAUUGUUCACUAGCCGACUGCUGAUCAAAGACAGAAAAAAUGACUUCCUGAAAUCCAUAGGAACUAAUUAGAGUUUUAGAUGGUCAUAACUUCGAUUUUGUAUUGCCAGAAAGAUUGUAUUUGUCUUUUAGUCUAGAAUAACGUAUCUUAAAGAAGCUCGUUAUAACAAUCCCGCCAAAUACUUUUUAGUUCAUGAACUUUAUUAGACAUCAGCAAAUUAUUGUUGAAACCCAAAUUCUGCAAUAUUUCAACCUAAAACAAUAACAUGUAUUAGUAUUGUAUGUAAUUGCUCUUUUUACUGCUACUACGACACUCAAUACAGUUAAAGUAUUCAGUCAUAUAUUAUUACCAACGAUAUUCAAUUAAUUGUACUACUUAUUAUUCAUUCACUGAUAUUUGUAACAAGAUGUGCUGAGGUUUGGGGUUUUAUUACGUCCUUAAUAAUAUACUACAAUAUACUAAUUGUGUGUUUGCUCGUUAUGUAUGAGGUGUUUCUUAUUGAUAUAUGUUAAACAAAACAUCAUAGCGUCUCUGCGCCAGUCAGUGUGACAGAAGGCUAAUAGUAAUUUUCCUUAUUUGAAUUUAACAAAACAAGGAUUGAUAUGUGUCCUUACGUUAGUAACCUAAACGAUUAAAUAGUGUAACAAGGUUACUUGUAAUCUUGGCAUCGAUGUUCAGUAGCCAACUGGCGACCCAAGACGACCAUAAUUUGCAUUUUAUAUUGCCUGAAAGUAUUUUAGUCUAGAAUAAUGUUUCUUUAAAAAGCUCCCCGUAAUAAUUCUUCCCAAUAUUUUCCAAAUCGUAAAGUAUUGUUGAACCUAAAAUUUGGCCAUAUAUCAACUUGAAACAAUUACUAUCCAAGGGAAAAAAUACAACAAAUGAAACAUCGCUAUUUGUCGAAUAUAAAACGGUGGUGUUUUUUAAGCUGAUAUGCCAACUGUUUCCUUAAAAGCAAAACAUGAAUAUUGUUAUUAGUUGUUGCAGUUUCAGCUGUGUAUAUAAAGGAAAUAUAUAUAAUUUAGUAUUAUAUGUGAAAGAAAUUAGCGAAAUACACAUGAAUUAUUGUUGUCUUUAAUAAAAUGGUUGAA
Molecule: messenger RNA, 2950 nt
Organism: Patella vulgata (common limpet)
Lineage: Eukaryota; Metazoa; Mollusca; Gastropoda; Patellidae
Product: E3 ubiquitin-protein ligase TRIM22
Exons: 1
Coding region: 183-1757 (524 amino acids)
Molecular function (GO): zinc ion binding
Source: RefSeq, a predicted model, not a curated record